GUAAAGUUUUUUAUAUUUACAAGUUACAAAAUUUUAAAUAUGUUUAGAUCACUUUUAAAGUGGAAUUCAAAUAAGAAAAAUGAAGCAAACAAACAACAGGAGUCAUAUUUAUAUGUAUUAAUGUUAGGGAUAUUUCAAGAUGCAAUUUUUUGGAAGAAAUGGUGGUUUUCUUUAUUCUUCUUUAUGUGUUUUAAUCUUCUUUUUAGUGUAAUUGUUUAUAGAGAAGUUAAUUUGUUUGAAUUCACAAUAGUAUGUGCCCUAAUGGUAUUAAUAUUAGACGCAUUUGAAAUGUGGCUUAAAUAUAAACACCGAACGUCUUGCCUAAAACGUUUAGGCAGCCAAGAUAUAAACAGAAUUAAUAACAUUUAUAAAUCAAUGUGUAACUUCAGUGAAAAAGUUAUUAGAGACUUUCUGUUUGUAAGAAAUAUAAAUCCUACCAAAGCAUUUUUACUGCUACAAAUAAGUUUCAGUAUAAUUUUCUUGAUUGGAAAUUAUUGCAAUGGAUAUAUUUUAACAUAUGGAAUUUGCACUUUAUUGUAUUUUGUACCCAAAUUACUUCCACAUGCUAUGAAGAUCUUAAAGAGAAUUCAGCAAAAUGCAGAAUCUGAUGUGGAACUAGAGGGUCUGAUCCCUGAAGCAUCGGAUGAAAAUUUACACCUGUUAGCAUUUGAGUCAGAUAUUAAACUGACACCUGAUGAUAGACAGAGUUUAGACUUAUGGAAGCCAGAAGACCUACCAUUGGAAGAAAUAAGUGAUGAUAGUUCAGAUAACAGCAGCUCUUUAGUGACAAAUUUGUCAAUGGACAAAAUAAACUCUCUUACAAAAGAUGUAGAAGCAACAGAUUCCAGUGAAGAUGAAUACAUGCCCCACCAAGGGCAACCACCAGAAGUUACACCAUCUUCAAUGGAGAUACAUCCGUCAAGUACAUGGAGUAACACCGCUUACAAUAUGUUUUCUAACAUAGGUGGAGCAGUUGCUAAGAUGGUUUAUAAUCCUGCCCAAAACAAGGAAAGAAGGAGAAUGGCGAGUGCAGGGUCAUCAGAUGGAUUCGAAAUAAUAGAUAAAAAUGAUGUGAUACAAUAAUUA
Messenger RNA from Aricia agestis (brown argus), 1086 nucleotides. RefSeq lists its product as uncharacterized. The coding region runs from base 40 to 1083 and encodes 347 amino acids. The record is from RefSeq and is a predicted model, not a curated record. The transcript is spliced from 6 exons. NCBI's taxonomy places the organism in Eukaryota, Metazoa, Arthropoda, Insecta, Lepidoptera, Lycaenidae.